Molecule: messenger RNA, 3585 nt
Organism: Papaver somniferum (opium poppy)
Lineage: Eukaryota; Viridiplantae; Streptophyta; Magnoliopsida; Ranunculales; Papaveraceae
Product: formin-like protein 20
Exons: 33
Coding region: 1-3585 (1194 amino acids)
Source: RefSeq, a predicted model, not a curated record
AUGAAUUUACAGAAAAUACUGAUAGGCAGAAUCUAUCUUUCCAGUUCAGUUCCACCACCACCUCCACCUCCACCUCCGCCUCCCUCCUCUUAUCGUCGUAUUCCACUAAGAAAUACUGAUGUGAAUAGAGGAAGAAUCUAUCUUUCCAGUUCAGUUCCACCACCACCUCCACCUCCCUCCUCUUAUCGUCGUAUUCCACUAAGAAAUAAUGAUGUGAAUAGAGGCAGAAUCUAUCUUUCCAGUUCAGUUCCACCACCACCACCACCUCCACCUCCACCUCCGCCUCCCUCCUCUUAUCUUCGUAUUCCACUAAGAAAUACUGAUGUAAAUAGAGGCAGAAUCUAUCUUUCCAGUUCAGUUCCACCACCACCUCCACCUCCGCCUCCUUCCUCUUAUCAUCGUAUUCCACUAAAAAAUACUGAUGUGAAUAGAGGCAGAAUCUAUCUUUCCAGUUCAGUUCCACCACCACCUCCACCUCCACCUCCGCCUCCCUCCUCUUAUCUUCGUAUUCCACUAAGAAAUACUGAUGUGAAUAGAUGCAGAAUCUAUCUUUCCAGUUCAGUUCCACCACCACCUCCACCUCCCUCCUCUUAUCGUCGUAUUCCACUAAGAAAUACUGAUGUGAAUAGAGGCAGAAUCUAUUUUUCCAGUUCAGUUCCACCACCACCUCCACCUCCACCUCCGCCUCCGCCUCCCUCCUCUUAUCGUCGUAUUCCCCUAAGAAAUACUGAUGUGAAUAGAGGCAGAAUCUAUCUUUCCAGUUCAGUUCCACCACCACCUCCACCUCCACCUCCGCCUCCCUCCUCUUAUCGUCGUAUUCCACUAAGAAAUACUGAUGUGAAUAGAGGCAGAAUCUAUCUUUACAGUUCAGUUCCACCACCACCUCCACCUCCACCUCCACCUCCGCCUCCCUCCUCUUAUCGUCGUAUUCCACUAAGAAAUACUGAUAUAAAUAGAGGCAGAAUCUAUCUUUCCAGUUCAGUUCCACCACCACCUCCACCUCCGCCUCCCUCCUCUUAUCAUCAUAUUCCACUAAGAAAUACUGAUUUGAAUAGAGGCAGAAUCUAUCUUUCCAGUUCAGUUCCACCACCACCUCCACCUCCGCCUCCCUCCUCUUAUCGUCGUAUUCCACUAAGAAAUACUGAUGUGAAUAGAGGCAGAAUCUAUCUUUCCAGUUCAGUUCCACCACCACCACCACCUCCACCUCCACCUCCGCCUCCCUCCUCUUAUCUUCGUAUUCCACUAAGAAAUACUGAUUUGAAUAGAGCCAGAAUCUAUCUUUCCAGUUCAGUUCCACCAUCACCUCCACCUCAACCUCCGCCUCCGCCUCCCUCCUCUUAUCGUCGUAUUCCACUAAGAAAUACUGAUGUGAAUAGAGGCAGAAUCUAUCUUUCCAGUUCAGUUCCACCACCACCACCACCUCCACCUCCACCUCCGCCUCCCUCCUCUUAUCUUCGUAUUCCACUAAGAAAUACUGAUGUGAAUAGAGGCAGAAUCUAUCUUUCCAGUUCAGUUCCACCACCACACCACCUCCACCUCCGCCUCCCUCCUCUUAUCUCGUAUUCCACUAAAAAUACUGAUGUGAAUAAAGGCAGAAUCUAUCUUUCCAGUUCAGUUCCACCACCACCUCCACCUCUACCUCCGCCUCCCUCCUCUUAUCGUCGUAUUCCACUAAGAAAUACUGAUGUGAAUAGAGGCAGAAUCUAUCUUUCCAGUUCAGUUCCACCACCACCACCACCUCCACCUCCACCUCCGCCUCCCUCCUCUUAUCUUCGUAUUCCACUAAGAAAUACUGAUAUAAUAGAGGCAGAAUAUAUCUUUCCAGUUCAGUUCCACCACCCCACCACCCCACCUCCGCCUCCCUCCUCUUAUCGUAUUCCACUAAGAAAUACUGAUGUGAAUAGAGGCAGAAUCUAUCUUUCCAGUUCAGUUCCACCACCACCACCACCUCCACCUCCACCUCCGCCUCCCUCCUCUUAUCUUCGUAUUCCACUAAGAAAUACUGAUGUGAAUAGAGGCAGAAUCUAUCUUUCCAGUUCAGUUCCACCACCACCACCACCUCCACCUCCACCUCCGCCUCCCUCCUCUUAUCUUCGUAUUCCACUAAGAAAUACUGAUGUGAAUAGAGGCAGAAUCUAUCUUUCCAGUUCAGUUCCACCACCACCACCACCUCCACCUCCACCUCCGCCUCCCUCCUCUUAUCUUCGUAUUCCACUAAGAAAUACUGAUGUGAAUAGAGGCAGAAUCUAUCUUUCCAGUUCAGUUCCACCACCACCACCACCUCCACCUCCGCCUCCCUCCUCUUAUCUUCGUAUUCCACUAAGAAAUACUGAUAUAAAUAGAGGCAGAAUAUAUCUUUCCAGUUCAGUUCCACCACCACCUCCACCUCCGCCUCCCUCCUCUUAUCAUCGUAUUCCACUAAGAAAUACUGAUUUGAAUAGAGGCAGAAUCUAUCUUUCCAGUUCAGUUCCACCAUCACCUCCACCUCAACCUCCGCCUCCGCCUCCCUCCUCUUAUCGUCGUAUUCCACUAAGAAAUACUGAUGUGAAUAGAGGCAGAAUCUAUCUUUCCAGUUCAGUUCCACCACCACCACCACCUCCACCUCCACCUCCGCCUCCCUCCUCUUAUCUUCGUAUUCCACUAAGAAAUACUGAUUUGAAUAGAGGAAGAAUCUAUCUUUCCAGUUCAGUUCCACCACCACCUCCACCUCCGCCUCCCUCCUCUUAUCGUCGUAUUCCACUAAAAAAUACUGAUGUGAAUAGAGGCAGAAUCUAUCUUUCCAGUUCAGUUCCACCACCACCUCCACCUCCACCUCCGCCUCCCUCCUCUUAUCGUCGUAUUCCACUAAGAAAUACUGAUAUAAAUAGAGGCAGAAUCUAUCUUUCCAGUUCAGUUCCACCACCACCUCCACCUCCGCCUCCCUCCUCUUAUCGUCGUAUUCCACUAAGAAAUACUGAUUUGAAUAGAGACAGAAUCUAUCUUUCCAGUUCAGUUCCACCAUCACCUCCACCUCAACCUCCGCCUCCGCCUCCGCCUCCCUCCUCUUAUCGUCGUAUUCCACUAAGAAAUACUGAUGUGAAUAGAGUCAGAAUCUAUUUUCCCGGUUCACCUCCACCCUCACCGCCACCUCCUCCUCCUCCCACUUAUCGUCAUAUUCCACCAAAAAAUAUUGAUUUGUAUACCGGCAAAGCCUUUCCUUCUGGUUCGGUUCCACCCCCGCGUCCACCUCCACCACCUACCUAUAGCUAUUAUCGUCAUAUUCUACCAAAUACUUAUGCGAAGUACUCACUACUAUCCAGUGCCAUCAAAGAACAUGACUCCUGGGGACCUGUCAUGGUUGCAUAUCACCGGGACUAUCCAAAAGCAUUCCAUAGCAGAAUUCAAAAGGAUGGAUCAACAGCUCUUCAUCUUGCCAUUGGGCUAAGAAGGUUUAAUAUAGCGCCGAGAUUAGUGAGAAUAAUGAAGCUGCAUGACUCUUUAGAAAUAAAGACAAAAAACGGUAAUGCUCCAAUCGCAUUAGCUGUGGAAGCCAAUAACCUGGAACUGGUUAAAUACAUGGUGGAAACAAGUCCAACACAGCUUUGA